Messenger RNA from Ruditapes philippinarum (Manila clam), 6251 nucleotides. RefSeq names its product DNA annealing helicase and endonuclease ZRANB3-like. The transcript has 20 exons. The record is from RefSeq and is a predicted model, not a curated record. Gene Ontology annotation, molecular function: nucleic acid binding; zinc ion binding; ATP binding. Gene Ontology annotation, biological process: replication fork processing; DNA repair. The coding region runs from base 34 to 4230 and encodes 1398 amino acids. Gene Ontology annotation, cellular component: nuclear replication fork. NCBI's taxonomy places the organism in Eukaryota, Metazoa, Mollusca, Bivalvia, Venerida, Veneridae.
UAUAACAAAUGGCGGGAAAUUAAAAGUACCGAAAUGGUUUUGGAAACUUUACCAGAAAAGUUAGUGGAACGACUGAUGCCCUUUCAAAAAGAGGGUGUCAAAUUUGCAGUUUCUAAACACGGGAGAUGCCUGAUUGCUGAUGAGAUGGGUUUAGGGAAGACGUUACAGGCUAUAUCUGUAGCAUAUUACUAUAGGAAGGAAUGGCCCUUAUUGAUCAUUGUCCCAUCAUCACUCAGAUAUUCCUGGAUCGAAGAGUUUGAGAAAUGGUUACCGGACAUAAAUCCAGGAGACAUAAAUCUUGUUCAGUCAGGAAAUGAUGUCAGUGAUAUUAGCACAGCACGGGUAACCAUAACAACCUUUGGUUUGUUAAGUAAAGGAACCAGCCGUAUUUUACGAGAGGCGUUGAUGAACCAGGCAUUCCAUGUUGUCAUUGUAGAUGAAUCUCAUUAUAUUCGCAAUGCUAAAACAGUCUCGGCUAAAACUGUAGUACCAAUAAUAAAGAAUGCAAACAGACGUAUCUUGUUAUCUGGAACCCCAGCUCUGGCAAGACCUGUAGAGCUGUACCCACAAAUAGAUGCCAUUUGUCCUGAUGAGUUUGGUAGCUGGUGGACAUACACUGCCAGAUAUUGUGAUGCAAAACUGGAAUGGAUUGGAAAGAUCAAACGCAGAAAUGUGAAUGGUGCCAGUAAUUUAGAGGAGUUACAGCAGAGACUGUCAGACAAGUUGAUGAUCCGACGUGAGAAAAGCCAGGUUCUAACACAACUACCACCUAAACAGAGACAGAGGGUGCUCUUUGAAUUGAAGGAUUCAGACCUGAAAAAGGAAAUCCGACAAACAUUUGAUGAACUGCGACCUUUAAUGAAACGUUCUAACCAGGAUAACUUUGAGGUACUGACAGGUGGUGCUGAUCAUGACGCUAAGGACACUAACAUGUUGUCUUUAAUACAGAGACUUUAUAAACUUAGUGGAACAGCAAAGAUAGGCCCAGCCAAGGAGUAUAUAGAGAUGUUAUGUGAGAAUAGGAAGUUAAAGUUUCUGGUGUUUGCCUACCAUCAUGAUAUGAUGAAUGGCCUCAGUGAGAGUUUACACGAUAAAAACAUUAAAUUUAUAAGAAUAGAUGGAGAAACUCCGCCAUCGGAACGACCACAUUUGGUUCAUCAGUUCCAAUCAGAUCCAGAUAUAAGGGUUGCUGUACUUAGUAUCUUAGCUGCUGGGGUGGGUUUGACAUUUACGGCUGCCACCCUGGUAGUGUUUGCCGAGAUGUAUUGGACUCCUGGUACCAUGAUACAGUGCGAGGAUCGUGCUCAUAGAAUCGGACAGACAAGUUGUGUUGCUGUACAUUACCUGGUUGCCAAGGAUACCAUGGAUGAGUGGGUGUGGUCUGCUGUCUGUAAGAAGACUAUAGUGACAUCAACUACUCUUACCGGGAAGAAAAGGAAGAUGGAAGCUGAUGAGGGGGACCGGUACCAGGUUGAUGUGCUCUCUAAUGCUGAAGUUUGGGUACCAGCUACCAAUAGUGAAACUUCAAACCUCACAGAAUACUUUGAGACUACUUUGGAUUCAAAUCAGAAGUCAAUUCUACAUUUCUUCUCACCAAAGCAUAUAGCAAUGAAAAGAAAGCUGAAAGAGUCUUCGGAACCCAUAAAUGACGAAUCAGGUCAAAGAGUCAUUACUAGCAUCGAGGAUAACUAUUCAUCAGAUGAAUGCAGUGUUGAAGAAUCUUGUCAUACACCAGCAAGUAAACGGUUAAAGAUUGACUCUCGUUUGAAAAGUUCUAGUACAGAUAAGAAAUCAGUUACAAAAGAAAAAAGACAAGAACACAUAAUUGUAUUAGACAGUGAUGGCGAGGAUGACUUUGUUGAUACUUCAUCAAAGAAAAAAUCUUUAAGUAGCUCUAAAAAAGUUAAAGGUAAAAUCGUAAAACGUUCAUCAAUCUCCCCUAAAUGUAAUUUAGAUGUUAUGUUUGACAAAGUCCGUAAUAAGAGUGAAAAUGUUACAGAAAGUGAUGAAUUUACAUCUAGAGGUGGCUCAAAAGGUAGUGAUGAUACUGGUAAAGUUUCUGAAGAUAAAAGAUUUAACAGCAAAGACUGGAGCUGUAGUCAAUGCACUUAUCUAAAUCAUAAAGCUUUGUCUUACUGUGAAAUGUGUGAAACACCAAAGAAAAGUAAACCUCUCCCUAAAAAAUGCCAGCCCAAGUCUGUUGUGAAAAAAUCACCAAAAAAUGAUACUGAUUCAGAAUUUGAUAUAUGCAGUCAUUCAACAAGUGUGUCAAACAAUAUGCAAGAUAUUGAUGAUGAAGAGGAUACUGUUAACAUAGAUGAUACACUUGAUUUUGAUCCUGGUACUGAAAAUGAUUUUACAGCUGGAGACUCAACCGAUCUUAUUGACAUUGAGAAGGUUCAGCAAGCAAAUCCGAGGUCAAAACAAGUAAAUGAAAAAGACAAAGAUUGUCAACAACAAAAAAUGGUUGAAAAUGAGGAUCAUGUUGUAAAUGAAGAUGAUUUUGAAAAUGUCAGGAAAGUAGAUAUGACUAACACUGGAAUUGAAAACAGUUUAGAAACAGGGGGUGUGGCUAAUGAGUCAAAUAUAUCAAAUGGUAAAUUUGUUGUUUCUCAGUCUAAAUAUUUCAGUAAAGAUGGAUUAACUGAUGUAGAUCAUUUACAGUCAGAGAAAAAAGAAAUAGUCAUUAACAAUACUUUGAACUUUAACACAAUCAAACAGAUUGAUGUGCAACAAAAUAAUCAAUGUGCCAAAAUUACAUGCAAUACAGAUACUACAAAAUUGACUAAAGAUAAAAACACCACCCCCACUUCUGGUAAAACAUACAAAUUUAAAUCUAUAAGAAAAGGGACAAAUCCAACAAACAGCCCUGGAGCUUAUAAUCCAUUUGGAGCUCAAGUAAAUAAUGUUGAGUCCAGGAAUAACACUCCAGUUAGAAUAAAUUGUGCCAAUGAUAUUGCAAACUGCAACAGAGACACAAUAGGUAGUGAAGUAGAAAAGAAAGAUGUAAGUGUAUCAAAUACACUAGAUAACAGUGCACAUGUGUCUAAUAGUGUACGAAAUCCUGAUUUAGCUAAUGAUUUCUCUAACAAAGGACAAAAUGUGAACAGUUUAGACACUGGUAAUGAUCAUUCAUUUAGUUCAUCAGAACUGGAUGAGAUUUUAGCUUCUGAAACUGAUCAUGUUACUAAGAGAACUGAUGAAGUUACCAAGGAGGAGAAAAGAAUUGUGAAUCUUGAUACAAUCCCUGUCUACACCAUGUUGAAGUAUCAGUGUAGUAAAUAUACAGACAGGGUGUAUCUCCUGACACAGGAGGAGGAAGCACUGAAUGUUAAUUUCAUACCAUCAGAUGUCCAGUUUGGCAAUGAUGAUGGCCUACCUGAUUUACUCCUUCAUCCUGAUAAUUUACGUCUAGUGCAGAGAUUUGUUAGAGAAUGGCAAAGUUUAACAGAAACAAAGAGGAGGCUGAUAAUUAAGUCAGGGCAGCCAUUUAUCAGUCCAAUACAACAGUAUGAGAAACUGAAAAGUUGUAAAACUGUCAAUACACAAAGACAUAGAACUAAGAUUGAUGCUAGUAAAGCUGCUCAUGAGAAGGCGAAGGAUAUAAAUGGUAGUGUUAGAAUACUGUCUAAACAUGCUGGUGUUCAUAGUGACAACAGUGGAGAAGCAGGUGUAUCACAGGCUGUCAGUGAAGAUGGUACACCUUUGUGCCUUCAAUGUUUCAAACCAUACACUAACCCUCUCAUCACCAAGACUACAAUACAUGAUGAAAACAAUGCCUGGAAUACACGGUUUUGCUCUCAGAAAUGUUCUCAGGAAUAUUGGAGUAAGACUAACAAUGACUACAUGAGGGACCGUGUGUUUGAAGCUGAACAUGGUGUAUGUCAAAUGUGCAAGUUUGAUGCCCACUCUCUCUUCAGAAAGAUAAGAGAUACUGUUGACCAAAGAAAGAGAGCUGAGUUUAUAACUAGUAGCAAAUUCAACAGUUUGACGGUCAAGAUCAAAGAACAGAUGGUCAGAAAGCCAACUGCUGGACAGUUUUGGCAUGCGGAUCAUAUCAAACCAGUUUGGGAAGGAGGUGGUCAGUGUGACAUUGAUAAUCUACGUACAUUAUGUGUCAUCUGUCAUCAGAAAGUCACGGCACAACAGGCGGCAAAACGAGCCACAGUGAGAAAGCUCGGCACAGCCGUAAAUUCUGGAGAUAUUACCGCCUUUUUUAAAAGAAACUGAAAUAAGAUUGAAGACAUAUUAGAAGGGUAUCUUCUAAGCUGUGAUUACAGAUAUUUGCUAGUCUUUGUUAUGUGUAAUUGAAUGAUUUCAAUUUAAUGAGUUUUGUUUUAAAAACAAAAAUGGAUAAUCUGCUAACUGAAUUUUAGUUUUACUUAACUUAAGGAAUAAUGCAUGAUGAUGUAGCAAUAUAUUUAAGAUUUGUAUAAUAUAUUGAAAAAUCAUAAUGUAAAUCAUAACUAAAUCAGUGGAUGGUUGAUACGAUAAUAUUUCACUACUAGAAAAAUUAUGUAAUAAGAGAUACCAGAUUACAUACUUAAAUGGUUUAAUAUAUCUUUCUGGCUGAGGGUAACAAAUAGAAAUUACUCCUGAAAUACAUGAUAUUGUAGUGUUUUGUACAAAUUAUGAGAAUUCGCCAUAAUCUUAUAUUAUUAAGGGUUAGUAAUGACAUCAAUUAGUUAUUUGGUUUGACUGGCAUACCAAAAGAAAUUUAGGCACAAGCAUUCUUGCUGUUAUAAAAAAAAAAUGCUUAAAAGAUCUCUUCCAUGGUGAAUUGAAUUUUUAGUUACGAAGAAAUUUUUCAGGUUAUUAUCACCAUUGUUUCAGAGUGUUUAUGAAUUGGCAUCAGGGUAAUAAUUUGUGUAAGUUUUGGAUGCAAAUUCAUAUCUAAGUAACUGUAUACAUGUCUUUGUCAUCAUAAAUUAAGGUCCUUGUUCAAGACCCAUAAUUCUGACAUGGAAUUUAACUUGAUUAUAAUACUAUGUGAACUUAAUAUAUUCCUGGUUACAGUUUUGCUAGCAAAAUCUGUAUCUGCAACUACUGAAGGAAUUCACUUGAAACUACACAUUUGUACACAAAAUUAAAAUUGUAUGCCACUAUUCAAAAUUUAUAACUCAAGCAUGGAUUUGAACUGAAUUUACUAGUAUGCCACUUUUUGAACACAGAAAAUUCUUUAAGGGCUAGCAUGCAAGAUUUAUGGUGUUCAGAACAACUGAAGGUAUUCAUUUAGAAAAUUCACACAUGUCUUUGAAAUCAUAAUUGUAGGUCACUGUCCAAGACCCAUAACUCUAGUACGGGUUUUGAAUGAUUAUUCUCCUUUAUGAAUUCCUUCAUUAUCCUGACUCAGAGCACACUGUCAAACUGGCAGCUAUUGUCUGUCAAAUACUUUGCAUGAUUUUUGCCAACUGUUUUUAUGUAAUAAUAGUUACUUACUGAGUCUUAUUUUAGAAACUUGAUUGAAGUCUUUUGAACAAUGAAAUACAUAUGGUACAAAGUUAUUUUGCUUUAUUAUUAUUUGUAUUCAAUCCAGUAUUUACUUUUUUUUCAAAAACAUGUAACACUCUAAAUUUAUUUGACACCUUACCUUCAAUAUUUAUUUAAAGACACGUCAUUGAUUUCAUGUAUUAUAUAACACUUUUUCUACCAUUUAGAUACUUUUUUUAAAUAAUGGACAACAAUUUAAAUGAUUUAUAUUUCCUAUAAAACAGAUCUAAAGCCAUAUUUUUGGUCAUAUUUUGUACCUGAUAUUUUUAUAUGAUCAGAUUGUUAAGAAUUUGCUUGAUUAUUUCUCAAAGUUUUUUUAUUUGCAUGAAAAGGGCAACUUCAAACCUUUCACCUGGAUUAGAAAUUUUCUUUAUGGUGCAAUAUUCAUCUUGAUUGAUAUCUAGUUUAGACAGCCAACAAUAGCUUUUGAAAUAAUUUUAUUAUGAAAGAAUUUCAAGCCCCUUGUGGCUGAGAGGUUGCCUUUCAAGGUUGAGACAAAAGAACUGCAGCCACCAUUUAUCCCUGCAUGAUGGUAAUUUAAGAGGCGACAUAAUGGAUUUGAGUAGGUGGAGUCUGUGCAUCUCUUAGCCCCAGCAGGUGUGGUGGUUUUGACCCCUUGUGUUGCUACCUGAGGUUAGCCAAAAUUAUCUUUCUUUCCUUUGCUAUAUGACCUAUACUGUGUUGGUGAGGUGUAAAACAAAACUAACAAUAAAUUUCUAAGAUAGCUCACAAGGGAAUACUCAUUUAAGGUAUUUUAGGGU